AUGACUGGGUCCGGACUGAGGUCACCACUAAAGUUCCUGGCCACUGCUAUACAGUUCCUCGCACAGUGUGUCAAGCCUCUGAUUACGGUGUUUGAACGUCGACUCUCACUGUACGUUCUCGACAUCCAACUUCAAGCAAGACGUUCAACUUCAGGAAAAGUAGCCAGUAUCAACCGCGGUCAAGAAACUACUGACGAAGACAUGUCUAGUCACUCGCCAAAGACAUGGCUGAGCACCGCCGAAGCAGUCGCCUCGAGAAUCUUGCUUGAAUUCUCAACAACCCGUAUCCCCCCAAUCCUGCUUAGUGCCAACACAGCAUCGAAUCGACAAGGCUCGGCAACGAUCACUGGCAGAUGCAACCGUGGGGUUAUGGAGCAUGGCGUGCUUGUCAUUGGAAAGCCUGCCGUCUUCUGUCAAGAUUUUGGUCCCAUCCUCUUGCACGUUAGCGGCCCUCGUGAUAUGCACGUAAUUCGCCGAUCAAUGGCUGCUGAAGGGGCCCGGCUACGCGCGGAGGCCUUCCAGGUAAGCGGGGAUGUUGCUCGCGGGGUUGUGACUGCCUCUACCCCUCUGCGGGCGGGACGACGUCAUCGGCCGUCGCAACCUUCCACGUACCGCAGUGACCCGCCUCAACUCACAUUACCAAAGACUCUCAAACUAAACCACCCAAGUACUCAAACACCAGUCAAAAUGGCCGACAAGGUUAAGGAACUCGUCAACAACAUCACCAAGGGUGACAACUCCGACAAGGAGAAGGAGUUCAGCACUCAGCCCAUCAAGGAGGGUGGUGUCGACCCCAAGUUUGCUGCUCACCAAGCGCACCCCGGCCCUGCCGUCCCCAAGGACUUCAACGCCCAAGAGGAGGGAACUAAGGAGGAGCGCCGAGCCAAGGCGGAGGCUUUGAACAAAUAA
Molecule: messenger RNA, 909 nt
Organism: Colletotrichum lupini
Lineage: Eukaryota; Fungi; Ascomycota; Sordariomycetes; Glomerellales; Glomerellaceae
Exons: 9
Coding region: 1-909 (302 amino acids)
Source: RefSeq, a predicted model, not a curated record